Armigeres subalbatus is the source of this 3188-nucleotide messenger RNA. RefSeq lists its product as uncharacterized. Bases 217 to 2961 code for a protein of 914 amino acids. NCBI's taxonomy places the organism in Eukaryota, Metazoa, Arthropoda, Insecta, Diptera, Culicidae. The record is from RefSeq and is a predicted model, not a curated record. The transcript has 8 exons.
UGUGCGCAUUUAACAAUUCAAAAACAGAUCGCGAAAUAUUUUAAAAUUUUUUGAAGAACAUUAUUUUGAAUUUGCUUAAAUUUACUUUUUUUUGUCAACGGUUACGUGAAAGUUUGCUUGAGGACAAAAUAGUGAAAUUACUGUUAAAAGACUUGGAUAUUCAAUAUAAAAUCGCUUGUUGCUAUAGUUUUCACUGCGCAUUCAGAAAUAUAAAAAAUGGCUAAGGACGUGCUACAAAAACUUUUGCGUUCCAAAAAUAAACUACGAAAAUCCGAUUUGCUUUCCGAUCAGGAAUAUCUUGAGCUAUCGACUAUGUCCUUUGACGAAUAUUACAGAAGCAAUUUUAACUCCGGGCAAUUGCUGACAAUUACAACAUCAGAAGCAAAUCACUUGGAAAGGUUUCACGAAGAGCUGGAAAAAAAAGUUGAGCGCACACAAAAGCGGAUUCGUGACAAACGGGUUAAGAAAAAGACUCCUACAGAUAAACAUCCCGUUCCUGGUCCUAUCGUUUCACACCCAAAAAAUGCCGAAGUGGAUACAACGCAACAAGAUGCUCUUCAAGAUUCCAGCACCAUUCGUCAUUUGGUAGACGAUAUUGAGAAGAGGAUGGUGGAAGAACCGAUACAAGAUGCUGAACAACACCCUGCACCAGAACAGCAAGCGGUCGUGGAAAUACGUCCUCCGACUGAGGAUGACCUUGAACCAGCUCUACGGAAUUUAAAUGAGUCAUUCAGCAUGAUAGAUUUGCAGCAAAAUUUUCCCCCGAAAGAGAUGCUGAUACAGGAAUCCGACUUACCGUUGCAUGACACAAUCGACGAUGAGAUAGAUCUUGGGCCUCCGGGAGAUGCUGCAGCGUUUUUCGGAGCCGACCAUCCCAUGCCGCUGAGCGACCGUUCGGUUUACAAUCAGCUGUUGCAGGAAUUUCCAACUCUUGGUCGACCGAAGAGGGCAGGAAGAUUCGAAGAGCUGGAAGUGGCACUUGCACCACCUCUGAUAACGGAUCUCAGAACGUCGACGCCCAUUGGUUCUAAUCCGGUCAUGCGUCGAUUCUACAAAACUGAUCUCAGUGCAAUCAAAGGACCAAGUACGAUUGGUGAUAAUCGUAAGAGCGAAGAACAAGCAGAACAGGUUGUUCCAACUGCCGUACCGGAAACAGCCGAAACACAAGCAAUUUUACCCAUUCAGGAAGCAUUACCGUCGAGUGAAACCGUAAGGGAAAAUGUAGUUUCCGAACCAAUUCAAAUUUCAUCAUUGACACAAGUGCAAACGACGGAAAUGGAACCAACCGAAGAAAUUAUUGUUCCACCCGUACCCGGGAUUGAGACGGGUACAACACCACCCAACCGUCAUGUUCCAGUAGAUAUUGAGUCACAUUCGUCCGCCGAACAGCCUGUGAAAAAACCUCGUCGUGUUUGUAAGCCCAAAAGGAGAGCUCGCAUCUUCUCCGCACAACACAAUCCCGCUGCUUCGCACUCAAGAACAACUUUUUCAAAUUUCGACUUGAACAGAAACGACAGCAUGGAAACGUUUGAGCAGACGCGUGCGUUGAUCCAGACUAUCCUCGAUCAACGUGUCACGCGACCAGGUCCCACUAUUCAUUCAUCCCUAAUUAGGCGUGAUAUUUCCGAUGCAGCCGAUGAGUUGAACUCCAUUAGAGGACCACGUGUUAACCAGUCCAAUUUGUAUCCGAUUCAGGAGAGGCCCGAACGGGAAGAAGAACAACAAUUCCAAGACGUGGCUCCAUCUGUGAUUGGUCCGGACAUUACGUCGAUUCAGACAUUAUCAGAGAUCCUACCCGGUGACGCCAACACUAUACUGGAUACUGGCCUCGGUAAUCAGAUGCUGUUCCAGAAUUCGUCCGUGGAUUUGUCCUUGCGACAAGUCACCAUUCCGGACAUUCCGGUCACAUCGUCCUACCUGAACCAGGGGACAUCGGGCAUCGGAAACAAAUCGCCCGUUGGAAGGUCCCGAUUGCAGGCCGAGCACGGCAAUGCUGUCGAUGAACAAAGGCAAGCUGUAUCGACUUUCAGCAUACCGCAGAUACCGCAGCGUCGGACACCACCCAGUGAGCCCAUCACUGCAACUGUAACGGAACAACCGCAGGUGGAUCCGAAUAAUGAGACAUCUUCGGCCGCACCGGAUCACACAUCCCCACUUGGCAAACGACCGCUGAAUGACAGCACCGAUGUUGGGGAGCACGAGCUGCUGGUGGAGGAAGACGAAGAAGGCGUACCUCUGCCUCCUCCCCAGCGUACGGAGGAUGACCGGAGGACAUCAAUUAUCGCCGAUUUCGAUCUUUCCAAAUCGACGUUCCAAACCCAGAACAAUCCCAUUCCAUCGCCAUCGCCUCGGGCCCCUAAAGUUUCACGCAUAUCAUCACCAAACCCUCCACCUGUGGAGACCAUCCAUUUGGUCGAUUCCGAGGAAUUGCCAGCGCCUGUCGCAAUGGAAGACUUCCGCUUCGAUGAGACCCAAAUGGGUCCCUUGGCUGGGACGAAGAAGUCUUUCACUCAAGACAUUGUUACCGGAUUUCUCAAUACUCAAUCGGAUUUUUUCGAAACCCAAAUGGUCUCAAUCGGGCCAAUACUGCUAUUGUUAGGUUUAUGGGCCAGAUUGAUAAAGUUUGCAGUCGAAAAUCCAAUUCAUCGUCAUCAAGGCAUGGCCACUAAUUCGUUUAUUUCUGUUUUCUUUUUCUUCCAGAUCCUGAUUUCGAUGUUAAAACUUUACAUCACACUGCAACGCGAAUUGGUAGAACAGAAUCGAAAAUAUGUUACGAUGGAUCGACUAACUCAAAUUACGAACUCUGACAGGGUGCCCAGCGUCAGGCGUUUUCGUCAGUUGCUAACGUUGAAAAAGUGGGGCUUCAUCGAAAUAAAAGCUGAUGAGACGUCUGGCAUUCAGCGGAUCUUGUUAGACAAGAACAAACGGAAGAAGACACGUGGCUACACACCGAUGGACUAACCAUUACACCACUCUUUAAACAAUCUACACAAUGGAAACCUUACAAUCUACAAACGACGGCUACAUGAAACCUCAAUACCUACAAUAGCUUAGAACACGCUCCUCACUCAAUCCAUGCAUUUUCCCUAAUAAUCUAAUAAUCCUUCACAUACCUUUCAUAGCUAGCUAGUUACAUUUGCACUGUGUCACAAAUGUGAAACAAAACAAAAAAUAGAACCAUUGUAGGA